Messenger RNA from Contarinia nasturtii (swede midge), 1230 nucleotides. It is a transcript of the gene WDR79, whose product is annotated as telomerase Cajal body protein 1 homolog. The coding region runs from base 115 to 1092 and encodes 325 amino acids. The transcript has 3 exons. The record is from RefSeq and is a predicted model, not a curated record. NCBI's taxonomy places the organism in Eukaryota, Metazoa, Arthropoda, Insecta, Diptera, Cecidomyiidae. Gene Ontology annotation, molecular function: protein binding; RNA binding. Gene Ontology annotation, cellular component: Cajal body. Gene Ontology annotation, biological process: Cajal body organization.
GUCGAGCUGGCUCGAUGCGCAUGGAGAGGAAGUUCAAAGAAUCAACGUUAUCUGAAAGGAUGUCUUUGGUCACCUGAUGGCACAUGUCUGUUAACAACUGUCAAUGGUGAUGGGAUGCAUGUCUUUGAAACGCCACGCGAUUUAUACGAAGCGGAAUCAAUUUCACCUGAACGACCGCUAAAUUGUUUAGAAAGUGUUGUUCAUGUCAACGAAGGUGGAAUUGUCUAUGACUACUGCUGGUUUCCGCUUAUGAAUAGCAAUGAUGCAGCCACUUGUUGUUGGUUAGCAACACGUCAAAAUGAGCCAAUUCAACUUUGGGAUGCAUAUUAUGGUGAUUUGCGAUGCUCAUACCGAGGAUAUAAUGCGGUCGACGAAGUAGAAUCAGCGUUAAGUGUUACAUUUUCCCAUGAUGGAUCUGAAGUGAUUGGUGGCUAUAAGAAAACGUUGAAAAUAUUCAAAACAAAUGUACCGGGUCGUGAUUAUGAAUCGAUUCCAAUUUCAUCUCCAGCCUCAGCCAUUGCAUGCAAUUCAGAAGACAAUGUCGUUGCGGUUGGUUCGUGGUCGAGUAGUAUCACAUUAUUAGAUAUAAGAGAACCGAAAUAUGGUGAUAUUUGUCAGAUAAAUCAACAUCGUGGUGGCAUAACUUAUUUACGAUUUUUACACGGCAGAAAUCAAUUGAUUAGUGGUGCACGCAAAGAUAAUCAAUUGAUGCUUUGGGAUUUACGUCACAUCGCAGAACCAGUGCAAACUGCACAAUUCACACGAUUGGUUAAUACAAAUCAGAGAAUUUAUUUUGAUAUUAGUUCGGACACAAAUUGGCUUAUGUCUGGCGACACAUCUGGUAUCAUUCAUGCUUGGAAUUUAAACGAUUUAUCGGCUGUUCAAGAACAAACGUAUUCAGUUCAUCGUGAUUGUUGUAAUGGUGUUUCAUUGCAUCCAACCAAAGCGAUUCUGGCGACAUCAUCUGGUCAACAUCAUUUUGAAUUGAGCGAUAUGAAUGAUGUUGAUAACAAUAAUGAAGGCCGUAUUAAAAUGCCAAGAGAAAAUUCAUUAAUUCUUUGGUGGUGUGGUAAAACACAGGUCACAGUUUGAAAAUAUUUGUAAACAUAGUACAAAACACAAUUUUUCUAUUAAGCCUUUCGGGAAAAAUGUUUAUUUCAAAUGAAUUUUAAUUUUUUUUUUUAAAUAAAAAACCACACGAAUGUGCAUGUUAAAUCGGCUAAAAUAAAA